CUCUCCUCCAAACCCAACAAUGCGCCUAUACUCAUUAGCACUCUUGCUGGCUGCAUCUUCCAGCCUGGCCAAUCCAAUUUUUACUCCUGAGGACCAGGCUGCGUUCGGGCCCCUCGACGCCCCUGUUACAACCACAUCCGACAAGUGGGCCUACGAGGACUGUGGCAGGGAAUACGACCUUCCAAUCGAAGUGCUGUCGCUGGAUGUAUUCCCGGAUCCCCCGAAACCAGGCAAGGACAUGACUGUCAAGGUCAAGGCCAAGGUUGCGGAGACCAUUGAGGAGGGAACCACUGCGGAUGUUGUCGUCAAGACCGGCCUCAUAAAGCUGUUGGACAAGACGUUCGAUGUUUGCAAGGAGGCUCGCGACAACAACGUCACUGUCCAAUGCCCAGUUGAACCAGGAGUCUAUGAAAUCGAGCAAACUGUUGCUUUACCUAGAGAGGUUCCCCGGGCCAAAUUCCACGUCAAUAUCGAGGGGUAUAGUCCGGACGAUGACCCUUUGCUGUGCUUGAAGCUCAUGGUCGACUUCAUGAUCCCUUUCCCUCGCCCGCGCAAGUUGUGGUAA
Coprinopsis cinerea okayama7#130 is the source of this 565-nucleotide messenger RNA. RefSeq names its product vacuole protein. Lineage: Eukaryota; Fungi; Basidiomycota; Agaricomycetes; Agaricales; Psathyrellaceae. Gene Ontology annotation, molecular function: sterol binding. Gene Ontology annotation, biological process: intracellular sterol transport. Bases 20 to 565 code for a protein of 181 amino acids. The record is from RefSeq and is a predicted model, not a curated record. The transcript is spliced from 5 exons.